Messenger RNA from Papaver somniferum (opium poppy), 2142 nucleotides. Its product is annotated as zinc-finger homeodomain protein 2-like. Gene Ontology annotation, cellular component: nucleus. Gene Ontology annotation, molecular function: transcription cis-regulatory region binding; DNA-binding transcription factor activity. The transcript has a single exon. Gene Ontology annotation, biological process: regulation of DNA-templated transcription; regulation of developmental process. The coding region runs from base 946 to 1959 and encodes 337 amino acids. NCBI's taxonomy places the organism in Eukaryota, Viridiplantae, Streptophyta, Magnoliopsida, Ranunculales, Papaveraceae. The record is from RefSeq and is a predicted model, not a curated record.
AGAGAGACUGACACCAAAAACAAAGACAAAUUCUAUUUUGUGGACCACCCUACCACAAUUUACUUGCAUUUUUCCCCAACCCACAAGCCUACAAUACUAAUCUCAGGCAGCUUAACUUAGCUUAAAAACAUGUUCUCUGAUCUUCUCUCUUACUUAUAGUACUUUGUUUACUUUUUAAAGUCAUUCAUUCCUGGGUUUCAUAAAUUUUGAUAAUGAUCUUGGGCAGGAUGGAUUACAGGCAAGCAGCAACAGAAAAUGAUAAAGAUCUGAUGGGUAGACACUUUUAGUGGUUUAUGUGUAGAAUAUACACAAAUACAAUUAGGGUUUAAGAGGGGAGGGGGGACCAUGUUUUGCUGCAGUCUGUUUGAAGUGGAAGAACAUGUUUCUGUCGGUUGAUUAAUCUCUAACUCAUCAUCUUCAUUCAAUCAAAACACAUAGAUUAAGCUUUGACUGUUGGUAGGAAAAAAACUAAACUCACCUACCCUAACCUUCUCUUCAUACCUCUCACUCUCUAAUUAUUCUCUCUGGCUCUACUGUUUCAAAUGUUUUUCGUAUGGGAUCUAUUUGUUUAAGGUAUUAUAUUAAGACCCAGUACUUUGUUUUUUAUCUUGGAAGUUUUUAUUUUAUUUUUAUCCAUUCUUGAGAAUGUUUUGUUGAUCAAUAACAAGCUGCCUCUCUCUAUAUCUUUUCUAUUCGCUGCUCUCUUCAAACUUACUUGCAACAUAUAUUACACAUGCAUAAAGGUUUAGAGGAGAAAUAUGGGUUUGAUGGGUUUAACACCCACAAACCCAUAGAAAGGAGUUAGUAGUUUAGUUAGUUAAAUGUGAUUAAUUAUCUGAUGAUGAAAUGAGAUUAUGAGUUUGAAAAGAAGAAGCAGCUAGUGUGUGUACAGACCAGAGAGAGCAAAAGAGAAGUAUUAAUCUGGUCGUAAUUGAAUUGGACAAGAUGGAGUUUAGAGGGACAGAUAAAAGAUCAAUGCCAAGUUCAUCAUCAUCAGCUUAUAAUAAUAAUCCAUCAAUUGUUAGGGAUCAACUACCAUCUUUUAGUGCUACUACAACAUUACUUUCACCAACAAGUGGUAGAGGAGGAGGGGAAAGAAGAAGUAACAAUGGAUCAACUUCAGCUCAUCAUCUCUAUCAAAAUCAAGUUCUAGAUCAGCAUCAGCAUCGUCAACGAGUGCCUGUUGACAACCAGCCGGAUCCAGAUCCAAUUUCGAUUGCAGGUAUUGAUACACCACCAGUUGCUUCACCAAUCGCUAUCGAUGGGUCAACAACGCAAUCUCUUACGACAAUUCGAUACCGCGAAUGUCUCAAGAAUCACGCAGCGAAUAUCGGUGGGCAUGUUGUUGAUGGAUGCGGAGAAUUCAUGCCAAGCGGCGAGGAAGGAACAAGGGAAGCUUUGAAAUGUGCAGCUUGUGAUUGUCAUAGAAACUUCCACAGAAAACAAGUUGAUGGAGAAUCAUUAGGUGCAAAUUGUUACUAUUGUUACUAUCCCGGUAACAAGAACGAUAGAGGAAGUAGAUCGGUUCCACCACGUUCUCACUCUCAUCAUCCAUUAACAACUCCAACUACAACAUUCCUACCAACACAACUACAACAACAUCAAAGUAAGUUUCAUCAAUUAGGGUUGCCAAAUAGUCCUCCAUCAGGUCCAAUUCAACCAAUGAUGAUGGCAUUUGGGGGCGGCGGCGGUGCUGAGUCCUCGAGCGAAGAACACAAUAUGUUUGGCGGGAUUGGGCAAUCAUCUCACCCAGGUUCAUCAAAGAAACGAUUUAGAACUAAAUUCACUCAAGAACAGAAAGACAAAUUGUUGGAAUUUGCGGAGAAGAUUGGAUGGAGAAUUCAGAAACAAGAUGAACAAGAAGUGCAACAAUUUUGUGCAGAAGUGGGUGUUAAGCGUCAAGUUUUUAAAGUUUGGAUGCAUAAUAACAAGCAUGUUAUGAGGAAGAAAGAGUUGUAAUGAAAAUCUAGUAGAUAGAUUGGUUGGUGUAGAGAAACCGAAGAGUGUAUGUGAUCAGAGAGAUAGAGGAACCCUUAGGUCCAAAAUGUGUUAUUAAUGUUACUAGUCAUCAAAGUUCUCUAUUCAAUCCUUCACCCUACGUGUUUAAGAUAUAAUCUCAUACUACAUGGAACCCUAAUAAGA